This is a messenger RNA of Misgurnus anguillicaudatus (oriental weatherfish), 6391 nucleotides long. The record is from RefSeq and is a predicted model, not a curated record. Lineage: Eukaryota; Metazoa; Chordata; Actinopteri; Cypriniformes; Cobitidae.
ACACAUAGGAAUCCAGACUUGCGCGCACACACACACAUACUUGUGCUCCGUGUCCCUCUUUGGGAGGAAGGACUCUCCUAUGAACCAGACGACAGCUCGCGUCUCCCUCUGCUUCUUUUCCUCUGUUGGCAGGUGUUAGAAAUAAAACCAUAAAUAUUUGGCAGAGGGAGCGUGAGACGGCGUGAGAGCGGAGGACAAAUGUCUGUCUUCUUUUGCUGCCGGAGAGACAAGCCAAUGGGAACAAUAUGGAGCAGAAACCUGCAUUUUUAAGUGCUUCGAACAGUUUGUAGUUAUUUUUUGCUUUUGGUUAGGUUUUGGUUGCAGUAAGAAAUUGAACUGGGUGAAGCUCAUGGGAAAGACGAUAAUCAAGAGGAACACAAAGAAGUCAGGCGCUAUAACAUUUCAGCUGCAAUCUUGUAUGGAUUGGAUUUGCACACCGGCGUUGGACCCCGUCCACCCUGCAGUCCACUGAUACCAAUGAGUACCCAUGUGCCUCCUGAGCCAUGCUCCCUGGCUAUGGAUUCUCUCCUCUCCUUGACUUCCAGCCUCACCUCCAAGCGUUUCAUUGCAGAGGCGAGAGCUCUGACAUGUGGUUUCCAGGCACAGUUGAGACCCAAGCUCUGAGCGACUCUCGGGAGGGUAGGCCUCUCCUGCGGCAGCAUCAACACAUUGCCGUGUGCCAACAAGAGACGUUGGCCUUCCUUGACCUUCAACAGCCUAGCACUAAUGGUUUUCAAUCACGCACACUAGAGAAGCCCAGUUCCUACCCUUGUUCCGAGCCAGCAAGAUGCAAUGAAAACAGGCCCUCUGACUCAGCAAAGAAUGGGACUACAGACCCGACACUUGAAGAUUUUGUGGAGGUGGUUCAGGAGCGAAUGUGGACACCCAUUACUGACUUACCCGAGACAGUUUAUGAACAGCCUGAACCAGGAUUUAAGUGUCUCAGUUCUAGAGGCUUGUUUUUGCCUCUCUCGCCUACAUGGGUCCCUGGGGACAGGGACUCAUUGGAGUCUCAGCAACAAAGUUCUCCCUCUUCCCCCACAGAGCUUCCAUCUCUGGACCCAGUUCGUCCACAGAGACGCACAUCCCUGGGAUCCAUAAAGGAGAAGUCCAUACGGCGUAAGAUGAGGGUGUACUCUCCAGACACUCUGAUUGAUGCGGCUCUCAGCAGCCCUGGCCUGGAGUGUGACUACCUGAUCCCAGGAUCCUUUGAAUCUUUCGUAGAAGGAGGGCUUGGCUCGGUGGGUUCUACCAUACCCACAUCUCAAAGUUCCAGUCCUCUUCCAGGGCUAGAUGAAGAACUCUCUCCUUUUGCAAUAUCAACCCCUCCAAAAUCCUCCUUGGAUUCAUUUCAGGAGGCUACCAGAUUAGAGGGGGGCAUUAAUGAUGGGGGUAGGCAAAGGCUAGGACUGGAGGAUUGUGGGACUUUGGAAGACCCUGCCCUUAACAGUGAGACCUUGCUGCCACUCCCCCGUUCUCGCUCAGCAGACAACGAGCGCCGGCGCUUCUCUGCCUCUGAGCUCAUCUCCCGCCUGCAACUCUCACAGAGAAAAAACUCCUUUACCCUUAAGCUGGGCAAGUCCCUCUCUGCUCGCGUUGCCUCCCGGGACCGCCACCUGUCUGGAAACCUCAGUCCAGAUUACAAACCCAACUCCAGACAACGUUUCUCAGGGGGAUCAAGUGACAGUGUGCCACAUAGCCCUGUGGGGUCUGCACCACCACUGCCCUCUACUGACUCUAACCUGCAUGUUCAGAGAAAGAUCUCCAAGCAAAGAAUGAGAAGAAUUUCAGUUGAUGAGGAAGGAGGCAGCCCUCCCAGUAGCUCUAAACGUCUUUCACGUUUCCUGCCAAACUUGAUUUUGUAUCAGGAAUACAGCGAUGUUGCUAUUAACAGAGAAAUUCAGAGGCAACAGGGAGCGGAGCCUGGAACUGAUGAGGAAAGGGGGGACUCUGUCUCUUCUGGCAACCUCUCCCCAUCCAGUUCAUUUCGGUCAUCGAGAGGCUCCGCCUUCUCACUUUGGCAGGAUAUUCCUGACGUUCGAACAAGUGGACAACUGGACAACUUCAGCAAUGAAGAGCGUAAACUACAGGAGGCCAAGUUUGAGUUGGUGACAUCAGAGGCCUCAUACAUACGCAGUCUGUCUAUUGCAGUUGACCAUUUUAUGAUGUCCUCGGAGCUCUGUGAGUGUCUGGGCACACAGGAGAGACAGUGGCUCUUCUCCAAGCUGCCUGAUGUGAAAGAAGUCAGUGAAAGGUUUCUUCAAGAUCUGGAGCAUAGAUUAGAAGGGGACAUUCUGCGUUUUGAUGUUUGUGACAUUGUGUUUGAACACUGUCCUGCUCUCAGGAGAGUUUAUCUGCCUUAUGUCACCAAUCAAGCUUAUCAGGAACAGACCUAUCAGCGGCUUUUACAAGAGAAUCCCAAAUUCCCUGGAAUCCUCGCCCGCCUGGAAGAGGACCCAAUAUGCCAGAGGCUUCCUCUUACUUCAUUUCUCAUCCUUCCUUUUCAAAGGAUCACACGUCUCAAAAUGCUGGUGGAGAAUAUCCUAAAAAGAACAACUCCUGGAUCACGAGAUGAGGACACAGCCACCAAAGCUCUUAAUGAGCUCAAAAAGAUUAUAAAGGAAUGUAACUCCAGUGUGCAGUCCAUGAAGAGGAUGGAAGAGCUAAUACAUCUAAAUAAGAAGAUUCACUUUGAGGGCAAGAUUUUUCCACUGAUCUCUCAGUCUCGCUGGUUAGUCAAACACGGUGAACUAUUAGAGGUGGACACGCAAAACCUGAGUAUAUCUGGGUCAAAGUUUAAACUUACCACUCGGCCUGUGUACCUUCACCUGUUUAAUGACUGUCUUCUGCUGUCCCGAAGGAAGGACACAUGGAAAUUCAUGGUAUUUGUACAUGCAAAGAUUGAAGACCUUAAGGUGAAAGAUCUAAGCCAGAAACUUCAGGGUAUCUCAGGCUUUAUCUUCUACCUGCAGUUAUGUGAGGGACAACAGCUGAAACAUCAGAUCCUGCUCAAGUCACCAACGGAGAGCAGUAAACAGAGGUGGAUCACAGCCAUGUUUCCCUCCAAUCCAAAGGAAGCUAUUGAGCAGACCAAUGAGAAUGAUGAUCUAUCUCAGGUUCAGUGCAUCAAGAGCUACCAGGCUCAGGAGCACGAUGAGUUGACACUGGAGAAGGCGGACAUUCUUCAAGCUAUAACAAUUACAAGUGACGGGUGGGUAGACGGGAUCCGGAUGUCUGAUGGAGAGAGGGGCUGGUUCCCCAAAGCAUACGUGGAGGAAAUCACAAGCCGCAGUGCUCGUUUGCGAAACCUCCGCGAGAACAUUCGCAUUAAGUGCGUCUCACAAAAAUUGGAGGGAGAGACUCUUUAAGGCCUUGAAGUAUGGUAGUCACUGCUACAUGUGCUUCGCCAAACCAGAGUAAAUUUUUAAGUCAUUUAUUUAAAAUUCCCAUGGCUAACAUUCUAGCUGUACUAGUAAGUUAUAUUGUAUACCUUGUAGAUGUCUUUCUUCUAAAAUGUAUUGCAUAUAGAAAAAAUAAAGCUAUGCAUUGCAUAUUUGAAUUACAUGGUCAACAACUUUUGCACUUCAGUUGAUUCUUAAGCAUUGGUUCUGUAGAGAUAUUAUCUUUAUGGUUUUGUUGAUAGAUCUUUUGCAUGUUUCAAUACUGUAUGUAGUAUAUGAUGCUGAGCUUUUUCAGUCUACAGAUGCACUUUGGUCGAAACGCAGCUGUCAUGGGUUCAUCAUAUGGGUGGACAAAAUCUGAAUAUGUAGGCUACUCUGUUAAGUUGUUUAGCAUAAUUAUAAUACACCUUUCACACAGGUUCAUAUGGUACGUAAGCCAUAUUACAAUUGAGUGUUUUCAUUAGAUUUCUCCAUAGCGUGUCUCCAAAACAUGUGAGCGAGAUGUUUCAUGUACGUAGGCAUAAAGGCUGCGUCCGAAAGCUCCCCGAGAUAGGAAGGCAUUAAAGCACAUCCGAAUCCAAUGUUUUCUUUACUUCAUGUCUCCUUAGAUACCUUCAUCAGGUCAAUUUUUGAAGGAUGCGUAGAUGUGUAGGGAAAUUAGUAUUGUAGUUUUUAAAUAUUCGAUUAGCAGUCACAAAGACACUUUCCGUUACUGUGGGUUCACACCAGCCACGUUUGAGGCGUCAAAUUCGCGUCUAGUUUGCCGCUUGAACAUUUUGAGUUUACUCGCUUUAUUCGGGUGUGAAAGCCGCGCGAGAAAUUCUAGUCAUCAAGACAUUCACACAAAAAUUUGCGUCAUGGGAGGGGCUUCUGCGACUUUGCUUGUUUUCUGCAGAGCCAUAGAAGGAUAGAGUUACGUCAAGUCCGUUCACUCCAAUGAAACGGUUUUUUUACAGCAAUGGCGGACCACGGAGUCUCUCCAAAGUUCCCGGAAGUAACAGUCAGCUCCAUAGAGUUGCAUUAGAAAGAUUGAAUGUGUUGAACUUAAUACAAGUUUUAAGACUUAAUACGCUUGACAAAUAAGAUUGUAUGUUAGCAAUACAUGUGAAUCGAAUGACUUUAUGCAUCAGUGUGUUUGUAGUGCAUUAUUUCUCAUUUAAUUAGUACAUUUAGGGGGUGUUAGUAGAAAACGGGUCAGGCUAGGACAAGCUGUGGAUAACUUUAGCAACACACAACAAACCACUAACAGCCUUUUAUUGGUAAAUUUCGUUUUCUUAAUGCAGAUUCAUCCAUUAUUGUAAAUAUUGUGUAAUUAGAGAGGCUAAAUAAAGUGAUGGUGGUAUAAAGUGCAUAUUUAUGCAUCAACGUAUGGGUGGAAUGUUUUUAACACUGUGGUUUUGCUGGUUAAUAAAUAAAAUAAAAUAAAUGUAUUUAUUAAUAACUUGUCAAUGUAUACCUACAUAGUUAAGAAAUGAGUAAUCAUUUAAAGUGAAGAUGAUGUUAUGUCCCAUCAGAUGUUUAACAACAAAAAGAAAACUACACUAAGCCAGAAAUAUUAUUAUAAUUCAUAAUAAAUUAAACAAAGUGCUUUGUAAGUCUUUUUUAAUGUUGUGCUUUGUAUAUUUAUAAAUUAAACCAGUAUGAGUUACAUUCACAGCACAUUCACUUUGUACAUUAUAAACAAGCAUAACAUUAUAAAUUUACAUUAGUACAGUGUGAUGCAUUUUAAAGUGGCUAAAGGCAGCGUAAAACAUGUUAACAAGCCACAUACCAGCAGAUGACCAUACAAAUGUUCCUAUAUUGGUGGAUUUAAUUUGUCAAAAACAUUGUUUAUAUAACUACAUAACAAUACUACAUUCACAUUUUGAUGUGAUAUAUAAAUAUUGUAAAAAAAAAUGCGUUUCUUGACUAUAAAUUAAGAAAAAUCACAGCUCUUUGCCUUUAACUCAAUGUAUUUCAAUGGCUCACUAUGGGCUUCUAGGAACUAACUGAAGUCUCCGUGAAUCACGUGACGGCCGAGCUUCUGGACUUCCGUUGGCACAACUCUGUUUCUCUAUGGCUCUGGUUUUCUGUAAUCAUGUCAAUACUAGAGCAAGCCCCUGAUUGGUUAACACAGCUCGUUUUUUUCCGCCAAAGUUUAAAUGUUUCAACUCGGGCAUUUCCCGUGGCAACGCUCAAUUCCAACUAGACGCGCGAAUGAGGCGGAAUCGCGUCUACCGCGCCGCGCUAAACGCCUCAUUUGCACCGCAAGACCUCCAGACGCGCGUCAAUGCAUCUUCACAAUGACUUAACAUUGAAAUCACUCGCGCUUGACGCCUCAACCACGGCUGGUCUGAACGCAGCAUUACGUUACCUAUGAAGGCUGUCCGAAUGCGUUUCCCUGAGCCCACUUCAUGCAGUACGUUGCCGCUGAAGUCAUUGCCUCAUGAGGCAGCUGCCUAAUGCGGCUUUCAGACAUGACACGGUGUUUGCUUUGCUGUGCUAUAAAACACACUCAUUUCAAUGGCUUGCGCCACACGAGGACGGUUUGUUGUUGCGUCAACCAAAGCACGAGCACAGCGAAGCAUAGCUCAUGCCGCGUUCAAAGUUCAAAAUAGUUUAACCGUGUCCUGUGUGAAAGCCGCAUAAGCUUUUGGACGCAGCCAUACUUUUGUUUUCAGCAAAUUUACCAGUAACACAGUAAAGCAAAUGCACAAUUCACUAGUGGCACAAUGGAACCAAAUGUUAGGCAUUGUGAAUGAUGCUGCUAUAUUGCCAUUAGUCUCCUGUAGAGCAUCAUUUACUAAAUAGUAUUGGAAUAUAAAGACAUACAGCUUUAAAUUAAAAUGAUGAACGUUAUUUAUGUCAGAGAUACUGCUGUUUAUUUUGCAAUGGGCAAUUUCUUUAUGGUGUACUGAGAUAACCUGAGCAUGUUCUAUGAAUCACAUUUGAAAUAUAAUCAUUUACGGUGACUAUGUAAAUAAAAUAAAUGCAAAUAUUCUUACUGGAAA